Molecule: messenger RNA, 1575 nt
Organism: Penicillium vulpinum
Lineage: Eukaryota; Fungi; Ascomycota; Eurotiomycetes; Eurotiales; Aspergillaceae
Exons: 1
Coding region: 1-1575 (524 amino acids)
Source: RefSeq, a predicted model, not a curated record
AUGCUGAACUCUCAUGCUACUGGCCCUCAAUCAACGGCGAAGAUUGGAGUGAUGAGCUAUCCGUGUGGUAACAAAGAUGAUGCCCUGUUUGCCCACAGCUUGGUGGAAUUCUUUUCGCACUUUGCCGUCGCCAAAUGUUCCAGCCAUGAGUCUGUUGAUCUAUCACUGCCCAGCAAUCGCAGUGAUUCGCUUGGACUAGAGCUCCUAUCCCGCCAUCCAUCGCUCCCGCCGCGCAUUGCUACCGAAGGUCUUAUACCCACUCUCGCCAGCUAUCUGGACAAGAUCGCUUCAGCAGUCGAAUCAGCCAGUGCUGUGCGGUUGGCGCAUUCACCACACGACUUGUCGCUAGCUUCGAAUACAUGUGGCAUACCUCAAGCCCCAGCGACGCCCACCAUGCCACUGUCCAGCCUGGAGAAUAUCAUUAGGCAGGCAGACCCCCCAGGGCCGAGAGAGUUAUACCGGAUGGCUUCGAGCCUCAUGUUGUCAGCUUUUAAUGUGAGCAAAGCUGUUAAGGGUGCCAAGAGCGCCAAGGACGCCAAGGACGCCAACGUGCCGCGAAUCGGCACGGACCGCCCGACAAUUCCUAAAUCGUCCAUUGCUACUAGUCCUGAAUAUGUGUUUGCUACCUUUAUGUUUGGAGGACUCUGGUACUGUUAUGGCAGUCGUCCCUCGGUCGAGCCAAUUGUAGACAAUUGGUGCUCAUGGCUCAAUGACCGGAUUGCCGGUGCUAGGGCAGCGCCAAUCAAGAAUACUCCUUGGCUCGGCGCUAGUCAAACGUUGUUUACUGCCGAUACGGAGGCAGACAUUCUCGCGACUUUGUGGACUUUCGUAUCCCGCGGUGCUGGUAAUCUCCAGCCAACCGGGCAUCAGGCUAGCUUUGCCGAGUUCUAUUCCAUGAUGGCGCUUCGAGCAGGCGUCUGUUUCGUGGCUUACGAUGGCACCCUUCUAGUCGAUGUUGCUGUCGUCAUGCAAACAGGGGCCCAGAUUUCAAAUUUGGUAUACGAUCGUAUUACUGGUGACCAAAGAGGAGCUGCUAUUUUCUUCGAUUGCGAUAUGGGCAAAGCUUGGGCUGCUCGCUAUCUUGCAGCGGUCCGUUGGUAUACCCACUGCUCUCCUAGUGCCAUGGGAUUAAGCACAAUAGCCAGUACCUUAUAUGCAUACACAUCGAAACGCCAUGCGGCUGCGUACUGGAAAUAUGUUCGCCCACGACUCAUCCGCGCGCGGGGUCUUACGUCCAGCUUUGACUUGCCCGUCUGUACCUCCAGCUUUUGGUACGAUGGCGGGCUUGAAGGCUGCCACCCACCACCGCUCCAUCCAUGCAAGCACCAUCCACAACCCGUCUACGACUCCCCUAUAAUUGAUGCUAUCAACGCUGUGUCCUCAAUCACAGAGUGCGAAACAUAUGAACAAUGGCGCUCCCAUAUCGAUACAUCCGUUGCAAGUGUGGAUAGUUGGAUGCGUGAUCUAGCAAAUAAUGGCGAGAGAGAUGUCUUGCUCUAUGCCACACUAGGUGCUUCUUCAAGCUUCGUCAAUCUAUUGGCUAGUACUCUGACUGCUGUGCUGGGAUAUGAUUGA